Vitrella brassicaformis is the source of this 4652-nucleotide messenger RNA. The record is from the annotation of a GenBank genome assembly. Lineage: Eukaryota; Vitrellaceae.
GUCGAUGACAGUCACAGACUGACGAAUCCAUGACGACUUCCGUACUGGUGCACAUGUCAAGUCAACACACACACAUGACGUCUCCUCUAUCGAUCCUAAUUAACUACGCACUCUCUCUUGAUGACAUCGCUAUUCAGUCAGUGAUCCAGAACUUCUUGUCUAUCUAUCUACACGCAAGUCAGGCAGGGCAAUUAAGGCAGAAAGAAGUAACUGAGAGAGAGAGAGAGACACGGACAGAUAAAGGGCUGACUGUAACGAAUAAACCGGACGAGGAUCAUCUCAUCUAAGCAGCCAUUCACCCACCCACCCACCCACCCACCCAUCAACCCACCCACCCACCCAACACACCCCACCCCACCCAACACACUGAACCGGUCCGCGCACAGCACACGCAACCAACACAUAUAUACACAUAGACAGUCAGACACACUCGCUCUCUCCGUCGUCGUCUCGCGCUGGUGAAGUCCUUAUCAAUCAUCUCAUCUCCCCCUCGGCUGGCCAUGGCCGUGCUCAGGGAACACCCGCACCGUCUGCGUCAUGCCCUCGGCGGCGAACAGGAAAUCACCACCCUGGUCGAAAAACAGCGAAUGCUGCGGCCGGCCAGGUGCAGUGUGAGGGUGGGACUGCUGGGAGAUCGCCGGCGUCACUCUGGCGCGGGUGGGAGCGUGGGAGUCGUGUGCAGACGCUUCGGCGGGGGUCUGCAUGCCGUGGGUGAGCAGGGGCUGCAGGUCGCUCUCGUCUGUUGCCGAACGACGAUGGAGCCGCUUGUGUGGCUGAUGCUGCUGUGGGUGGGCGGGCGGGAUGCCAGGCAGAGGGCCGACGUGGUCCUCUGCAGUUGUGGCCGACGUGUACUCGUCGUGCGGUGUGGCGGGCUCGCUGGCACAGGCCUCCUCGUCGAUGCAGGAAUCGAAACAACCCUUGAGGCAGCACACGGUACCCACAAAGAUGACGAAGCCCAUCAGCUGCAGCGCCAAGAUGCUCUCGACGGCCAGCUCUCCCGACAGCCGAUGGAUGAAGCGGCUCGCACUGCCCCUCUCACGCACACGCACCUCACGGACCUGAACCAGCCGAAGGACACAGACAGAGAGCAUAGCCACACAUGCGGUGUGCUGGCUGCACAUAUGGCCGUGGAGCAUCCAUCCCACCUGCAUGAGUGCCUCCAUUUCCCUCUGCUUCUCCGUUUGAUGCCGCGUGCGCGCGAGCGGCUGGUGCACCAACGACACGGAGGGGGGAGAGCCGUGCUCCACCAGCACUGUCACGUAGUUCAUGCCGCGGGCCAGCCUGCACACAGACAGACAGACACACACCCACAGAGAGAGACACACAUGCAAUGCGGCGAUGGGUGGUUUUGGCAGUGGUGGCACGUACCAAUCUGGUGGGAUUUUCAUCUCGUGUAGCUCUUGUAGCUCCUCGUGUUGCCGCUGCUGCUCGUCACUCUCAUCAUCAGGAGAGACGUCUUGACUGUUUUCGUAGGGCGAAGAAAUGGCAGUUAUCGACCCAUGGUGGCCUGAACCAACACGCACACAGACACGGCAACAGAGACCUUUGUCCGCACUGAGCCCACUGGUAUCGCCUCACUGACCGAUAAGCCUGUCGCUGCACCAAACUUGCCCAACAAAGGUGCCGUUGACCCGCAGGAAGUACCGCCCGUUCAUCACGUUCGGCGUGUGCGGCACGUGAAAUGAGUAAUGCGACCACACCAUCGCCGACCCCUCACCGCCCCCUCCCCCUCGCCCCCCAUGCAGCCCGGCAAAGUGCCACCAAUCCGCGACCUUUCUGCCGUCCACACGCACCUUGCCCCCUCCCAGCCCUGUUCGGUGUAUCCUGGGGGCCCUGCCGCUGCUGGUGUGAUAUGCGACCGGGGGCUCGAUUGAGUGCACCACAGAGAGGAAAGCCAGGUGCCUUGUCGAAGCUGGGAUGGCCACGGACAGCUGCACGAACGGCUCGUUCGUGCCGUUGGCCGUCCGCCGUUUGCGUAUGGGUGCCGCGAGUGGGGGAGUGGUGAGGAGGAGGGAGGUGUUGGUGAAGAUGUGCAUGUGGGAGAACUGGUUGGUCAGGGGGAGGUCGAUCUGCAUGAUCCGCGCCUUGGGGGAGAGCCACUGGCGGACAGGAAGAUACGUCACGUACCUGGCCACCACACACACACACACACACACACACAGUCCCGUGUGUUUCAUCCGCUUCACUGACUGACCAUAGGUAGUCGGUCUUGCCCCUGGUGACGGCAAUCUGGUCGAUCAUCCCUCCAGCCCGCAGGCCCGCCCUUCCCCCUCCCUCACAGCACUGCCCGUCCUCACACACACGCGGCACCUUCACACCGAUCGUCCGCACAUCGCCGGGAGGUAUCACCUGCUCUGGCAGUAAGUGUGUGGGUGCCAGUGCGUCUUGAUAGGGGGAGGGGAGGAUGGCUGGCGGUGAGGAGGGGAGGGGGUCUGUGGUGGCGUAGAGGGCGGUGGGGUCGCUGUUCUUGACCAGCAGGCAAGACCUGAUGGCGGACGGCACACAGCAGAGUGCCGCGCUCUCCGCGUGGACUUGUGGGUUGGUUCUUACCAGGGGAGGAUUGAGUAUCGACAUUUCCUCCACCACACCCGGACGGGUGACGUAGCAUGGUGGUUGCACAACACGCCAUGCGUGUCGCCCCACUCCCACCCAAUGCCAUACCCCCGACCGCCAUAGAGCACCCUGCCCCUCACAGACGCAUGUGCGCCUCCCUUGCGAGUGGUGCCGUUGUUGCUGGCCUCAAGAUGCUGCUGCUGGAGGUGUCUGGCGAUCGACGGCAUGUACUUGGAUAUAAGGGUCGGUGGAGGGGGGAGAGAGUCAAGAAGGAUCCACUCGAGUGUGUAGUGGAGGUAGGCCGCGUGUGAAUACGCCUCCGUGGGCUCGGUGUACUCGUCGACAAGUCUGAAACGAUGCGAGAUGUCCGCUUGCCAGAGGCAGGCAGCCGUGGUGUGGGUGUGUGUGUCGUUACGUGUGUGUGUCGUAUAUCACUGCAGCGCCUCCCCUGGCGACAAAGCGCAUCGACGCGAAGGCACGGUCCUCGCCAGAGUACUCCAAGCCAUCUGCACACACCAAGAGCCGGUCCGGUUCCACAUACGAGUGUUUCGUCUGUGCUCGCCUGUUUGCCUACCGUCUGUCGGCCACUGAUCCAGCCACAGACAGGGCGUCCCCCGCUCUGAAAACAGACAGGCCAUGUGCAUCAUCAUCACACGAAAAGCUGCGUGCCGUGAAUUCCUUUACUUAUGCAGACGUCCUGCAGCCAGUCGCCUGUGACACCAUGGUGACUCCCGGGGUAGGGUGCGCCCGGCCCGCCACAGUAUCGUCCGACGCACGACGGCACGUAAGGCCCAAAGCGACUGACAAGACAAGGGCGGCCAUGCAGCUCGUCGUCGCUGUUGUAGUACCUACCUUUUGUUUCCGAAGAGUGUCUUGGCGUGUCCGCUUCUCUCGCAGUGGAGGGGCCAGUCGAGCGCCCAGAUGACACCCAGGUCCUUCCCAUGACGGGCGGGCAGAGAUGCCAGCCACUUGACGUAAUCUCUGCACACACAAGCAGACAGACUCAUUGAAUGAGAACCGCUGUCUGCAAUGCAAUGGGCCGCUCUCACUCUCACUCACUCACCGUUUCGCUGUGGCGCAUCCUCUGAUAUGGCUCAGCCGCAUCAUGACGAUGGGCCCGCCGUGUUUGGCGCUGUCGUCCCUGACGAUGGCCGUAAGCUCCCUUACCCACCGCUCCAGCCGAUGAACCCACGGCAGACUAAACGAGUGGAAACGAAGCGCCGGCCGCACGUACUGCACCACACACACCGGAGCAGAGACAACAGGAGCAGAGACAACAGUGCUAAUGUGAUUGAUGCACACAGAUGGACUGAAGUAAGUGUGUCGUGGGCCGUGGCAGUCCAGUGCAGUGGGGUGUGGAUGUCUAACAACUAACCUGUAGCCAGAGGGGCAUGCCGCCGAAGGUUCUGUCUGAUAUGGGAGAGAAGUCAGGGCCGAUAUGCAGGAUGACAUACAGCGAGAAGGAGGCCGCCACGCGUAGGAAGUGGGCCAAGCGGGAUGUGUGCAGCGUCUGGGUGCCAUUCCACGGCUGGUGGUAGCCCCAGUACACACGAGUCUGACACGGACAGACAGACAGACAGACAGCUGUUCUUGAUUUGAUAAAUAGACACGUACAUGCACCUCUUUACCUGCACGACAUUGCUCCCCAUCCCCUUGGCGGCUUCAAGAGCCUUCUCCACCUCGCCCUCACUCACCCCGGCAUACUCGACUGUCGCACCUAUCAGCAGUGUCCGCACGCCGCCAAUCGACACAUAAGGCGACGCCGCGCUGACGUUCACCGCGUAGCCGCCACUGUGGCCGUCCGUGUGGUUCACACGCGCCUUGUACCGCACCAGUGUGGGCGACGGCCGUGAGCAGCCGGAGGGGGACGAUGAAUGUGCGGACCGCAACCCCGGUAGGUGCGGCCGGAUGACCGGCUGCUGUGCUGCGACAAGGGUGACGAGCAGCAGGGCAAAGCCGGGGAGGGACAGCAUGCUGCGCGAGCCCGGUGCUUCAUUCAUCAUGCUAUUCACAGUGGCGGGUCGGGUAGAAGAGACGACACGAGAGGCUAUAUCCGAUCAAGCAUCGUCCUUUCAACCAUUCUGGCUUCCUUCCGUGCC